GCAACUGGCCUUACCUCAGUUAGGUUUUGACAACGAAACGCGUAGGUUCAGUGUAACGGGAAAGCGGGUUAUUACUUAGGGAAAGAUAUAUACAAACACAGAAAGUACAGCAAAAUUAUUGAAACGGACUUUGUUAAACAAUUUAUUAUACAGAAUUUCACGUUGUGUUUAUGUUUAAUAUUUGAGUUAUUGUUAUUGCCAUUGAAACGUUAUCUAAAAGUUGUUACGAGCAAGUUAAAAAAAAAAACGAAAACCAUCCAAAGAAAACUAAGUUUAACCAAAUUUGAAAACGACAUACAAAAAAAACAAGAAGCAAACAACAUGUCCUUCUCCAAGGCUAAAUUGAAACGUUUCAACGAUGUGGAUGUGGCCGUUUGCGGAUCGCCAGCUGCCUCCAAUUGUUCGGCUGGUUCCUCUGGCAGUGCCACGCCUACACCAGCCGUAGCUGCUGCUGCUGCUGCCGCCACAGUUCAACCGGAGCGUAAGGAACAGAUUGAAAAAUUCUUUAAGGAUGCAGUAAGAUUUGCCUCCAGCUCCAAGGACGCCAAAGAGUUUGCCAUACCGAAAGAGGAUAAGAAAUCGAAGGGUUUGCGACUCUUCCGCACUCCUUCGUUGCCGCAACGUUUGCGUUUUCGUCCAACUGCCAGCAGCAGCCAGAGUCACGCGGAUGUGGGCAGUGGCAGUGGAGCAUCGACAGCUGCUUCCACACCAUUGCAUUCGGCGGCCACAACACCAGUGAAAGAGGCCAAAUCCGCUAGCCGUUUGAAGGGCAAAGAGGCUCUGCAGCAGGAAAUACGCCAAAAGAAUGAGGUUAUCGAGAGUCAGCUGAGUCAGUUGGAUGUCCUGCGUCGACAUGUGGAGCAAUUAAAGGAGGCGGAAACCAAACUAAGGGAAGAGCAUGAGCAGACGGUGUCCAAAACGGGACAAUUGAUUGAGGCGCUGACCGCAGAGAAUCUCUCGCAUAAAGAAAGCAACGAACAAUUGACUGCAAAUCAGGGCCAUCUUCAUGCACGCUGCCUGGAAUUGGAACAGCAAUUGCAAGAGCUGCGGGAGGAGCAUGAAAAGCAAGUGGAACAUCUGAUGGCUGAGAGUGAGGCUCUUCGUCUGGCCAACGAGCAGCUGCUGUUGGUCAAUGAUGAACAUCUGAAGCACCAGAAUGAAUUGAAUCUUCAAUUGGUUGCCUUGCAAGCCGAUGUGAACCAGGCCAAGGAAAAGUUCAGCGAGGAGCAGCAGAAGACAGUCCAGCACAUUGAGUUGAUUGAGAAUCUGCAGAGGAACAACGCCUCCUUGCUGGCCGAUGUCACUCAGUUGAAAGAACAAAUCGAACAGGACGCUUUGGCUUAUGGCCAAGAGGCGAAGGCCAGCCAAACCGAAAUGGAAUGCCUGCGCGUGGAAAGGAAUACGCUGAAGAAUGAUUUGGCCAACAAGUGUACUCUAAUCCGUUCCCUGCAGGAUGAGCUUCUGGACAAGAACUGUGAAAUCGAUUCCCAUUGCGAUACCAUACGUCAGCUCUGCCGGGAACAGGCACGCCAUGCCGAGCAGCAGCAGGAGGUGGCCAAGGUGCAGCAGCAGGUGGAGAAUGAUCUGGAGAGUGCUGUCGAACGGGAGAAGAGCUACUGGCGAGCCGAGCUGGACAAGCGUCAAAAGCUGGCCGAGAACGAGCUUAUUAAGAUUGAGCUGGAGAAACAGGAUGUCAUGGUGCUGCUUGAGACCACCAAUGAUAUGCUGCGUCUGCGCGAUGAGAAACUACAAAAAUGUGAAGAACAGCUGCGCAAUGGCAUCGAUUACUACAUCCAAUUGAGCGACGCCCUGCAGCAGCAGGUUGUCCAACUCAAGCAGGACAUGGCCAAGACCAUAACCGAGAAAUACAACUAUCAGUUGACUCUGACCAACACCCGAUCCACUGUCAAUAUUCUGAUGGAGCGUCUUAAGAAGAGUGAUGCCGAUGUCGAGCAAUUCAAGGCUGAACUGGAAUCCAUUCAGUUGGAAAAGGGAGCUCUGGAGCAGAGCUAUCUCACACUUCAGGCCGAUACCGAGCAAUUGCGACAGCAGCUCAACGAAACACAGGAGGCUCUACACACUCUGAGGAACUCAUCGCAGACUCUGCAAUCUGAGGAGCGCAUCGAUGGCGAUGCCCAGUUGGAGGAAUUGAAGCGCAAGGACGAAACACGUGAGGCCUACAUGGCAGACAUGAAGAAAGCUCUUGAUGAAUUUGCCACUGUGCUGCAAUUUGCCCAACUCGAACUGGACAACAAGGAGCAAAUGCUGAUCAAGGUACGCGAGGAAUGCGAACAACUCAAGUUGGAGAACAUUGCUCUCAAGUCGAAACAACCUGGCGCGGGUUGUGUGCUGACACCUAGCAAAGCAAUAGCCAAACCGAAUACCACAGAUCUGGAGAAGAUUGAGGAUUUGCUCUGCGAUACCGAGUUGCGUGCCGAAUGCGAUAAGAUCACCUCAUGGCUGCUCAAUUCCUCUGAGAAGAGUGUGCGUCAGGAUAAUACCAGCGAAUUGAGUGAAUUGCUUUCAUGUAAAUCGUCUCCUCGCUCCAGGACUCCCUCUACCCAGCAGCAGCAUCAGCGCACGCCCCGCACUCCUCACAGUCCCCGCACUCCCCGCACCACGCCGAAGACAACGCCAAAGAAAACCGUGUUGUUUGCCGGCAAGGAGAAUGUGCCCAGUCCGCCACAGAAGCAAGUGCUCAAGGCACGAAAUGUUUAGUCGACAAUUAUUUAAUAUUUCUAUGCUAAAAUUAUCUAAUGUUCUAGUUAAGAUUCGAAAAAUUUCAAAUAUACGUUUAUGAAAAAC
Molecule: messenger RNA, 2805 nt
Organism: Drosophila willistoni
Lineage: Eukaryota; Metazoa; Arthropoda; Insecta; Diptera; Drosophilidae
Gene: mira
Product: early endosome antigen 1
Exons: 2
Coding region: 322-2718 (798 amino acids)
Source: RefSeq, a predicted model, not a curated record